This is a messenger RNA of Guyanagaster necrorhizus, 1155 nucleotides long. Its product is annotated as GTP cyclohydrolase I. The coding region runs from base 60 to 917 and encodes 285 amino acids. Gene Ontology annotation, cellular component: cytoplasm. NCBI's taxonomy places the organism in Eukaryota, Fungi, Basidiomycota, Agaricomycetes, Agaricales, Physalacriaceae. Gene Ontology annotation, molecular function: GTP cyclohydrolase I activity; zinc ion binding; GTP binding. The transcript has 5 exons. Gene Ontology annotation, biological process: tetrahydrobiopterin biosynthetic process; tetrahydrofolate biosynthetic process. The record is from RefSeq and is a predicted model, not a curated record.
AUUCGAGUCACUAUACAAAGUACUACUGCUACUGGUGUACUUACGCUUCAUGGGUCGCCAUGGCAGACCUUCAUUCUGAUGCUCUUGUCAAUUCUUUAUCCCAGAAAUUACAGGCUCAUACAAUGUCGGAUCUGCGUACGGUCCCGGAGCUUGCUGAUGAACCGACGCGGGUCAGCCUGCAAAGUACUACCCCCACCCAUCGGGUACAUGAAGGCUACGGAUUCCGCCCUCCAUCCGGAGUGUCGACGCCGCUGACAGGCCACCCACCUGCGGAUCCCCUCGUACCCGAUGUAAAUGGCCUCGGUUGGCCCGCAAAGUCCACGUACUCUCGUUUGACUGCGACAGCCGAGGAGAAGAAAGAGCGAGAACAGAAGAUCGCCGCCGCUGUUCGUACAAUACUUGACUGCAUCGGAGAAGAUCCUGACCGCGAAGGUCUGUUGCGGACGCCUGAUCGGUAUGCUCAAGCAGUGAUGUGGAUGACAAGGGGUUAUGAAGAACGCCUAGCAGAUGUAAUCAACGACGCUGUCUUUGCCGAAGACCACGAUGAAAUGGUUAUCGUUCGCGACAUUGAUAUUUCCAGUCUCUGCGAACAUCAUUUGGUUCCUUUCACCGGAAGGGUUGCUAUCGCUUACAUCCCCAACAAGCUAGUCCUAGGUCUAUCCAAGUUGGCACGAAUAGCGGAAACUUUCAGUCGACGGCUGCAAGUCCAAGAACGGUUAACGAAGCAGAUCGCAAUUGCAAUUCAAGAGGCCAUAAAGCCUCGCGGAGUAGCUGUGGUCAUGGAAGCAACACAUCUCUGUAUGACAAUGCGUGGCGUUCAGAAACCCGGCGCCAUAACCGUAACGUCCUGUAUGUUGGGCUGUUUCCGUACACAUCAAAAAAUUCGAGAAGAAUUCCUUAGUCUAAUCAAACGAUAACGAACUAGACGCCUUUUUUCACCCAUACCGAUUCAACUCUGUAUAAUUUUUAUUCAUAUCACAAUAAUUGGAUACCUCGGCGGCGAGGGCUAACGGAGGAGUGUGUCAUUAUGUACUUCUACAGAUUUAUACAUAAAUACAGUAAAUGCACUAUCGUACAUGCUAUUAUUGUAGACCAUUCAACAACACUCUUAUGUAAGUUAAGUUAUCGUCGACCUCCGCCCCGUCGUGUAUUGUC